UGAUGAUCAGUGCCCAGCAGUGCCACCCAGCAGUGCUGUCCACCUGUGCCCAUCAGUGCCUAGUAGUGCCACCCACCAGUGCACAGCAGUGCCACCCACCAGUACCACCAGUGAGUGCCGUCAAUCAGUGCCCAUCAGUGCUGCCUAUCAGUGCCCAUCAUUGUUGCAUAUCAGUGCCACCUGUCAGUGUCCAUCAGUGCCAGCGGUCAGUGCUCAUCAGUGCCACGUGCCAAUGCCCAUCAGUGCCACAUAUCAGUGCAUACUAGUGCACAUCAAUGCCACAUAUCAGUACCCAUCUGAGCUGCCUUUCAGUGUCACCCAUCAGUGCCAAUCAGUGCCACCUAUCAGUGCCAGUCAGUGUCGCCUGUCAGUGCCGCCUGUCAGUGCCACCUAUCAGUGCCAGACAGUGCCAGUCAGUGCUGCCUAACAUUGCCAGUCAGUGCCGCCUAUCAGUGCCAUAUAUCAGUG
This is a messenger RNA of Staurois parvus, 468 nucleotides long. NCBI's taxonomy places the organism in Eukaryota, Metazoa, Chordata, Amphibia, Anura, Ranidae. The record is from the annotation of a GenBank genome assembly.